AUGAGCCUCAACCUUCCUAACCCUAGUCUAAUAGGAAUCCUACUAGUUAUCUCAACCCAUAGUGGCCCUCAAUUGGCCUAUAAAUUUCCAACUAAUUUAAAAUCAACCCAUGGAGAGAAGCAUGAUAAUGUAUCAAUCGGUCAGGGGAAAGAUUAUCAGAAUGAUAACACGAAAAACACAGACGACCUCGAGAAUCAACAUAUGGGAGAAUAUUACGAUGAAGAUGACGAAUUGUAUGAAUAUAGAGACGACGAGGAUGAUGUAGAUGACGAGAAUAUGAACAAUUUGGUAGGUGAACUUGAUGAUGAUCGUGAUUUAUAUGGUAUUGAUGCAAGAGUUUGGGAUGUUGAUGAUUUAAAUUACUAUAUGGGUACGAAAUUGGAUCUUAAGAGAUUCUUGGAUGAACAGGAUAACAGAAGAAAACAACAAAUAAAGUCUAAAGAGAGUAAAAUUGGCAUCGAGAAAGUUGAAUUAGACAAGUUUGUUCAUGAGCCAAUCAACCUAUUCAAAUCGAACUCAAAGGCGAGUAUAGCCCAUAGUCAACACAGUUCAGGGUCAAAUACACAAGCCAAAGCUGCAAGUAUUAGUGAAGAUAUCAUGGGCGUUGAUCCUGCCUAUCUUUGUGAAAUGCUAGCUCCACCAACAGCAAUGUGUAAUGCAAGAUUUGAAAUGACAAUAGAGGGGAAAACCUUUUUAGGAUUGCCAAUACACAAGAGUAUUGACGGUGGUUGGAAAACAAGACCAUGGUCCAAUAGUAAACGCUUUGAUCAAAAGACAAGGUCUCGCUCAAACAGUAGACCUGUUGAUCCAAGAGCAAAAGCACAUGAUGUGGCAGAUGAUGAGCCUAAUGGAGAUGUGAAAAGCAAUUUGAACAUGUUCCAUUUGGUAUUUAUCAUGAACCCAUUAACGAUGGAGCACAACUACAGAAUUGAUGAAAUGUUUCAUCAUGUGAUUUCGAAAUUAUCAUUAAUUCUUCGACGCGCCCAGUUGAAGCAUGAUUAUAUUGGACAGGAAGUUAAACGAAUUGUUUCCCUACGCGAGGAAUCUAAUGAUGAAAACAGCUUGGCCGAGAAAUCUUCGCUAUGUAAAUUGAUCCGUGAUUGUUUUAUUAGUAUCAAUUCAUCCAAGGUAGCCAAUUUAAUGAUUAAUGGAAAAUUAAAAUCGUUUCAAAUUCCGGUAAAAACCGAGUUUCAUUCGUUACCUGAUGUGACCGUGCCAUAUAUCCCUGGAUCGUAUCUAUCAUCCACUGUCAACACUUUGAGCAAUUAUGGUCUUUCAAAUGUGGGUGAAUCGUCUCGGUAUGGACAAAAGGACGAAGCGUUUAGAUAUUUGCUUGAAGAUGACGAUUCAGAUGAAGUGGUUAUAUACUUUGCUCUAUUAUUACUCGAUGAGCCAGAGAGUAUCAUCAGAGAUAUACAAACUGCCAACGACUCAAUCCUUGCCCACUUUAUUCGAUCGAUCGAACCUACCGAAUCACUACUAAAACUAUCAAUUCGUUAUCCUCAACUAGAUCUUCGCCAAAUGAAGUCAUUUGCUUUCCAUUUGAUCUACUGGCGAAAAGCUAGGAUUAUCCAACCAUUAUCAAGUCGAUCCGUGUACAUAAUCUCACCAAUGGCACCAUUACCAACCAGACUUUAUGAAGACAUUUCCGAAUUCAACAAGAAGUUCCCCACAUUACCUUCCUUGCCCCAUUUUUUGAAAUUGCUAUCACCUAAAUCAAGAAAGCCGCAACAAUUUGCCGCCAUAAUUCCCUCACGAGACCAUCGAGAUAGCUAUUUGCAUGCAUUGUCCUGGUUAAACCGAUUUGGGUAUGCUACUCAACAAUUGACCUUUAUAUGGUUAAAGAUCUCACGUAAAAUCAAAAUUAAAGUUGAAGAGGAUAUCGAAAAUGAGACAAUUGCCAAGCGUAAAGUGAACAAAUAUGUUGCGGAUGAGAAGACCACCAAAACGACGGAUAAUUCGUCAAAACAAAUUACUAGUACCGAUAACACCAACGUGGUAAACAACGUAGCCAACAUUGCAUCAAAAUCAGACAUUGAAGCAACAAGUGGAUCGAAAUCAAAUAAUACCAACUUGGAUUCAUUGAAAUACCAUUUGAAUAAAUCGGCCUCCUCCGUUACAUUACUCGAAGACGAUGAUACAAUAAUAUUGGAUCCUGGAAGAGCAUCAACUUUGGAACGACGUUGGAUCAAUGAAAUUAUUUUUGAAGAAUGUAAAUUGACCACUGAGUUGACGGCAAUUUUUUAUAAAUUGUUAAAGUAUAUGAAUGGUGAGAGUCCGUUGGAGUUGUUGCUAUUGAAGGAAAAUGUAUCACGACUGGAGUUGAAAAAACUUUUGCUUGCUAUUGAACCUCAUAUAAUUUCAGUAAAACAUUGGUAG
Lodderomyces margitis is the source of this 2379-nucleotide messenger RNA. RefSeq lists its product as uncharacterized. The transcript has a single exon. The record is from RefSeq and is a predicted model, not a curated record. Bases 1 to 2379 code for a protein of 792 amino acids. Gene Ontology annotation, biological process: TORC1 signaling; positive regulation of autophagy; cellular response to amino acid starvation. Lineage: Eukaryota; Fungi; Ascomycota; Pichiomycetes; Serinales; Debaryomycetaceae. Gene Ontology annotation, cellular component: GATOR1 complex.